AUGGCAAAUAUUGGAACUGAAAGUGUGAAGAUCUUGAAACAUGGAUCAAUCAAUCGAGAAACGAAUGAAAAUGGGACACACGAAGGAUUGAAUAAGACGAAUUCGCUCGAGGAAUUCUACGCCGGUAAUGGGAUCCUUGUGACUGGAACAACCGGUUUCCUUGGAAAAGGUCUCCUGGAAAAACUGAUCUGCAUGUGUCCACGCAUCGCUGCCACUUUUAUACUAAUUCGUCCAAAAACUAACAAAACGAUAGAACAACGAUUUAAAAAGCUCAUAGAUGAUCCCAUAUAUGAUAGUAUUAAAGCAAAGAACACCGCACUUUUCAACAGAGUUUAUCCCGUAAAUGGUGACGUGAGUCUGCCAGAUUUAGGUCUUUCGCGAGAAGAUAGAAGUAUGUUGUCAGAGAAAGUAAAUAUAGUGUUUCACGCCGCGGCCACUGUGAGAUUCAACGAGCCAUUACACGUGGCUGUUAAUGUGAAUACGAAAGGUACAGAUCGUAUCAUCGAACUUUGGAACGAACUAAAGCAUCCAAUUAGCUUCGUCCACGUCAGCACAGCUUUUAGUAAUGCUAACCUACAUGAGAUUGGGGAAAAAGUUUAUACGUAAGAAUAAGUUAUACGU
Bombus huntii is the source of this 621-nucleotide messenger RNA. RefSeq names its product putative fatty acyl-CoA reductase CG5065. Bases 1 to 606 code for a protein of 201 amino acids. NCBI's taxonomy places the organism in Eukaryota, Metazoa, Arthropoda, Insecta, Hymenoptera, Apidae. Gene Ontology annotation, cellular component: peroxisome. The record is from RefSeq and is a predicted model, not a curated record. Gene Ontology annotation, molecular function: alcohol-forming very long-chain fatty acyl-CoA reductase (NADP+) activity. The transcript has 3 exons. Gene Ontology annotation, biological process: long-chain fatty-acyl-CoA metabolic process.